This is a messenger RNA of Ochlerotatus camptorhynchus, 1088 nucleotides long. RefSeq lists its product as uncharacterized. The transcript has 3 exons. Lineage: Eukaryota; Metazoa; Arthropoda; Insecta; Diptera; Culicidae. Bases 8 to 1081 code for a protein of 357 amino acids. The record is from RefSeq and is a predicted model, not a curated record.
GAGGCAGAUGGUAUUGAUUUCCGAUUCAAUUCUGGAACUGUCGGCACCGUGGUUAGUUCGCAAUUCAGGGUCGGAAAUGAGAAACGAAGCAAUUUCCCUGGCACUGAUGUUGGUGGUGGCGGCGAUGCUGGUACCGAUUGGGCAGGGAGCUGUGGAUAUAUUUUCCGGUAUGGCUGCUGGCGACGGAAAGAAUAAAGAACAGCCGGAACCCGUACAGGAGGAUCUAGAGGACGUCCAUUUACAAACUUGCGUGACGGAUGUUUAUGCCGAGGAGCCAAUUAAGUUCGACGAGAAACUGCUUUCAUUAUCGACGAUGGGCAACGCGAUUAAGGAAAUUCCCAAGCCUCCGGCGAUGCCAAGCCUCAAGCAGACUUUGAGUCGAUUUACGAACGUGUUCCAGCUACCUAGGUUCUCGGAAAUGGGCCAAGAACUCAAAGCCAUAAUCGGCGGGAUUCGAGCUAUCGUCGAUGUUUACAUCCAGCAGUGGAUGGGAUUCUUCCGGAAACGUCACCGGGAGACUGUGGGGAAGAUGAAAGCUUCGGUGCAGCAGAUGAACCGGCAGAUACGCGAUUCCUUCGCCAAUCAUUUCGCCGAAUUCAAGGACGUUUGCCUAUCGGAUUCGAACCGGUGCCUCCAAAGCAUCCAGAAAAGUGUGGAAGGUUACGACAAGCGAUUGAAUAAGAACAUGGCAGCUUGCAACGAGUUCGCAGAACGCCAGGUGAAUCAACAUGAUCGAUGGGUGGGGCAUGAGGCGAAAUUGCUGGAAAGACCGUUACUCCGACUGGAAGGUUGCUUCGGAGAGGGUCAUGUCGGAAUCAGUCUAGCUUCAUGCGUGGGAAAUAUGGUGAGCAAUACGAUGAAGGCGGCGACGGAUGGCUUGAAACGAUUCUCCGAAGCGAUGGGAACUGCAUCGACCAGUCUGGAGAAUCGGUUGGGUAAAUUCCAGGAAUGCGUUGUGAAUCGGAAAAAGCUACUGGACCGAGGUCAGACGCGAAUUGCCGAACGGGCCAAGCAGUGCCUCCGGAAGCAAUCAACUGAAGAAGGGGAAAUAUUCGGAGGCGACCACGGGGAUGAGUUCUAGUAGCCAG